Molecule: messenger RNA, 2360 nt
Organism: Cydia pomonella (codling moth)
Lineage: Eukaryota; Metazoa; Arthropoda; Insecta; Lepidoptera; Tortricidae
Gene: P5cr
Product: pyrroline-5-carboxylate reductase 3
Exons: 6
Coding region: 553-1383 (276 amino acids)
Biological process (GO): L-proline biosynthetic process
Molecular function (GO): pyrroline-5-carboxylate reductase activity
Source: RefSeq, a predicted model, not a curated record
AUUAUAUGCUUUGCUUAAGAUCGUCAAAUUUAUGUUCAUGACAAGAUAAGCAUUUUUGACAUUUAGCCUAAUUUAUGGAGCUCUGUAAAUUAAAUAGUUUUAUAAAUAAAUGCAAUAUUAGUCUGUGAACAUAUAUUACGAUUUUAUCAGGAUUUCAUCGGUGUGUACAAGAUGGCUGUAUAUUAUAUUAUUAUGUGACAGUUAAUUAUUGACGUUGACAGAUUUGACAGAAGUGAGAAGUCAAGCAGAUGACUGUAUUGAGUUGAGUAAUUGACGAGAAAUCUCUGAAAUCAAAGAAAAGAAUCUUUGAAAUCUGAACGAUGUUCUUUUCGUUGAUGGAAAUCAAAAUAAGGAGUAUAACUGGAUUGAGAAUCUAAAUUCCUACAGAAUACUUGCUACACAGUUUACAAAGAUGCGAGUGGAUAGAUUUUGAUUUUUAUGCAGAAAUAUAACUCUUCUCAACUCAACAUACACUCGUGUUAAAACUUUUUGUUUAGGAAACUAUCAACUCUACAUUUUGACUAACUAUAAUAUUGCGAUUAAUCUCCGAGGAUGUCGUUCAACCUUGGAUUUAUUGGUGGUGGCAAUAUGUCAACUGCUAUAGUCAAAGGCAUUUUGAAAACUGACACACACUCACCAUCAAAGAUAUGGGUAUCAGGACCGCGCUUGAAUAACCUGAAGCACUGGAGUGACCUAGGUGCUAAUAUUACAAACAAAAAUGGUGAAGUAUUCUGUAACUGUGAUGUGAUAUUUUUGGGUGUUAAGCCAGGCAUGCUUGAAGGCGCUGUCAAUGACUGUCUCCAAACAUUAACUACAACUAUGUCCUGUAAAAAGGUGCUUUUUGUUUCAAUGUUGGCCGGGAUAACUAUUGGGGACUUGCAAAAGGCUUUGAAGCAACUCUCCAAAGAUGUGAGUGUAAUACGGAUAAUGCCCAAUACUCCAAUGACUGUGGGGGAAGGUGCCUGUUUGUACACACCGGAUGACAGUGUGACGGAAGACCAGUGUAUUCUGGUGGAGAGGCUGCUCAGAAAUUGUGGCAUGUGUGAGAGGGUGCCAGAAUCUCUGAUAGAUUCCUUAGGCGCCUUAACAGGCUGUGGACCUGCAUUUGUAUACAUAAUAAUCGAAGCACUAGCAGAUGGCGCAGUGAAGCAGGGCGUUCCUCGCGCAUUAGCGUUACGCUUUGCGGCCCAAAUGGUGGCCGGCAGCGGUAAAAUGGUCUUACAGUCUGGGAAACACCCGGGGCUGCUGAAAGAUGAAGUCUGCUCUCCUGGAGGCUCUACUAUCUGUGGAGUUACUGCGCUUGAGGAAGGCAAAAUAAGGGCCACUUUGAUCAAUGCUGUACAGGCCUCUACGCUGAGAAAUAAGGAGUUGGGAAAGAAGUAGGAAAAGAGUCAGGCAACAACUUGAACUUUAUUAUACUUAAGUAGAAAAUUUAGAUAAGAAUGUACACUAUAUUUUUUAUUCAAUUGAGAAACUAGGUUAUUUAGAAUGGUUAGCCCUAGCCGGCAAUACAACACGAUAAUUAACUAUUUUAGUGCCAAGUUCCUUAAUUCUUGCCAACGGUUUUAGGCAGCGAAAGCGAUAACAAUUAUUUUUCUCAAACAUGUGUAAUUGUAUUCCCGACAUGUUUGUGUUGUUGUGUCUAAGCAUCGUCAUUUUUAAGUAAAACUCGAAUCUAUAGCUGCUAGCUAUAAGAAUCCUUUAAUUGGCUUUCCAUAUUUUAUUCAUUGGCGCUAUUUUGUACAUAGCUGUUGGAUCUCCGUAACUAAAAUAAAUAUUAGGCUGCAAAACAUCAUGUUACUGGCGCUUUAGCCAAGACGUGCCAGCCGUGGAUUUCCAACAGGGGUACAAAAUUGCCUGCCUGGGGCGGCAGUGACCAUGCAUUGCGCCAUAUAAGUUGAGCUUGAAGUGCUUGAUAGCAUUGUUGGUUUUGUGUUACGAAAAGGGCUGCCUUUUAUAUUAAUUUAUUACUCUACUGGUAAUUUCCUAUUUCUCAGCCUUUGCUUUAUGUAGCUUAGAAUAGGUACACAUUAAUUGGGUAAAUGUAGGAAUCUACUUCAGGCUAAUGGCUUAGUUUUCCGGCUACUAUACUAUGCAGGGGGGUCACCUCUCUCUGCAACUGACGGUACUAUUGUUGUAACUUGGUAACUGUUGGAAAUAAUCCUACAGCCCACUAUCCUAUUAACAUAUGUGAGAUCUAGUCAUUCAUUAUGGUAAAUUUGGUUACCGAAAGUAUUUGCAUGAUUACCUCAAUUUAUUUUUAACCAGUACGUACUGUAUAAAUAACUACAUGACUAACAUGACAAUUGCACAUGUGAAAGAUCUGAAAAAAAGUGAUUAUACUUUGUUUGUGAUGUUUA